Messenger RNA from Lytechinus variegatus (green sea urchin), 1390 nucleotides. RefSeq names its product low-density lipoprotein receptor-related protein 12-like. The record is from RefSeq and is a predicted model, not a curated record. Lineage: Eukaryota; Metazoa; Echinodermata; Echinoidea; Temnopleuroida; Toxopneustidae. Gene Ontology annotation, molecular function: protein binding. Bases 25 to 822 code for a protein of 265 amino acids. The transcript is spliced from 5 exons.
AUCUGAUGGAUUAACCCAAACAAAAUGGCAAUUGAUGUGAAGAUUUUAUCUCCGAGAAGGAGCAGAGAUUUAAGCGUUUUUAUGUUAAUUCUUUCGAUUUUCACUGCAUUUGGAGAGGGAAUACAAGUUUCGUAUCUGUACAAUAGCUGCAAUACCACAAUCCUAGCAGAUAUCACAGGCCUUGUAGAGCCCGACAGUAGUCUGCGAUACAGAAAUAAUCAGGACUGCCACGUUGUCCUCUCAACAGAGCCAAGCAAGAAGCUGCUCUUACAGUUCAACAGAUUUGUCUUAGAAGAGGCAGUAAAUGGAGCAUGUGUGGACAGUUUAAGAUUGCACGAUGGAGAGUCCGACAUGGCGCCCCCUUUGACCCCAAAACUCUGCGGCCGACAAUCCCUGUCCGAGGUGGUCUCAACCAGUAGCAAUGUGACGUUUGUGUUUGAAACAGAUGAUACAGGGGUUAGCCUCGGAUUCGGAAUUCUGUACACAGUGUUUGAAGAUGCACCAUGUUCAGCAGGUCAGUUUCAGUGUAACAACAGUCGGUGUAUUGAUUACUCUCUCAUCUGUGAUUCACUGGACAACUGUGGAGAUAACAGUGAUGAGGCACAAUGCAUGGAUGUCAUCGAAACAUCCAGUGGGCUAACACUAGGUCAGCUUGUCCUCAUCGCUCUUGGAGGCAUCGUGGUCGUUGUCAUCGUCAUUUUCAUUGCCAGAUCACUUGCACAGAAGUUCCGCUCCAACAAGCUUGUGAAGCAGCUCAGAGCCGACAUGGACAACUCCCGGGUGGACAACGAGUAUAGCAAUAAAGACUUCUGGGGCAAGUGAUGGAGCAGGAAUAGACAUGACAGGCCUCUUGGUUAAGUUAGCAAAGUGUAGUUGGCCCGCCAAAAUGUGUAAGGAAUCCAACAUUAAUAAUGGUUGAUCGCAAAAAAUGCACACACUUUACACAGUUGAAAUCAUGUGUUUUGGGUUAUCAUUUCUCUAUAGAAAUUGAUUUUCCUCGAGACCCAAUUUGUUGAAAUUUUAUUCUAGUUUCUCAAAAUACAUACUUUGAAAAGACAUCAUUGUCUACUUUGAAAUGGGCUCUGUAAGCAUACCUUUGUACGUUCGUGUUUUGUUAGUUAUCUAUCUUAAAGACCAUGCAACUCAAUGAAUUUAUUCUGAUUCCGAUAGUACCUGCUGCAGCAGAUGCCUAGAAUAUAAUAAUAAUAAUUUUUUUUCAAGAGUUCAUACAAUGUCAAAAUGGCAAACUGCUUGAAAUCUUUGUAAGUGACUGGACAUUCACAAGUACAAUUUUGUCAGGUGAAUUUACCUGGCCUGGGCCCCAUCUUACUAAGAGUUAAGAUUGAUCCAAUCAACCCCAACUUUACGGAAAUCCAUCUUUGUCAUAGUU